AUUUACUUUGUUGACUUGUUCCACUUUUGAAACCAUGUAUGCACACUGCACAGCUUCAUCUGUGGUACAUUUUAUAGUUUAUGUUUUGAUUCCCCAAAGGUAGCUGACCGAACCACAAUCUGCCAUUUCAAACGCUUAUUUAUGAGGGUCUGUAUUUCUUUAUCACACCCCUGGCUGCUGCAAUUACAAGCAAGUGAUAAAUCAUUGGAAUCUGGGUCAGGCACUCUCUCUUUAAUGACCUGCCACAUUGUGGAUUGAAAGCCACCUUAACCUGUGAACAACUAUUAGAUCCUUCAGACGACUAAUUGUAAAACGUAUUAAGCUACAGUAGAGAUACUGCAGACGUUAAUAGGAAAAAAAAUAUUUGAGAUAGAUGAACAUAGGAUGGAUUUUGUUGUGGUUUUUAAGCUAUAUGUGUGUGUGUGCUUGUUGCUGUCAUCUACUGUCUGCUCAUGGUACUACUGUUGGCUCUUUGUAUCUACCUUUGUUUGGAUCUCAAAGAUGAAGAAGCUAGGAAUAAAUGGAACUUUGAAAACUCAGGCAGAUGGAAAAGUCUUCAAAAAGACCAAAUGAUUUGCACCCUGACAUUAUGUUUCUUUUCAGCAGCAGUGCUGUGCACCAAAUGGCUCAUUUUACUACAAGUUCUGGGAAAUUCCACAUUAAGCAAGGCUGAUUCAGUCAGACUAGUUGAUGGCAGCAGCUCAUGUUCUGGACGAGUGCAGGUUCUCAGUUUUGGAGUAUGGGGAUUGGUGUGUUAUGAAGGCUGGGAUUUGUUAGACGCAAAUGUGGUGUGUAGAGAAUUGGGCUGUGGGGAAGCUAAAGAGGUGAAGACGGCCGCAUAUUUUGGGCCGAGCUCAGAACAAGUAUGGAUAAAUGAGGCGAAAUGUGUUGGGAUUGAAUCCUCUCUGACAGAAUGUCCAGUGAGUUCAACGGACACUUUGAUAAACAGAGCAUGCAUAGGUGACUUGUAUGCUGGAGUCAUCUGUCAGCUAAGAACGAGGUUGGUGAGUGGCUUCAACUCCUGUUCUGGACGAGUGGAGGUUCUCUAUAAUGGAAUAUGGGGAACAGUGUGUGAUGAUGACUGGGAUCUGUCAGAUGCUGCAGUGGUGUGUAGAGAGAUGGGCUGUGGGGAUGUGAUAGAGGCAAAGAGUGAUGCUUAUUUUGGAGAAGGUUUUGGAGAAAUAUGGAUGGACGAUGUGAACUGCUCUGAAACUGAUCAUGCAUUGAGCAAAUGUGAUUUUCAGCCGUGGGGAGAGCAUAACUGUGACCAUUCAGAAGAUGCUGGAGUCAUCUGUCAGUCCCUAAUGAGGUUGGUUGACGACAUUGACUCUUGUUCCGGAAGAGUGGAGGUUCUCCAUAACGGAAUAUGGGGAUCAGUGUGUAAUAAUGGCUGGGAUCUGUCUGAUGGUGCAGUGGUGUGUAGAGAGAUGGGCUGUGGGGACAUUAAACAAUUAACCGCUUAUUUUUUUGGAGCCACAUCAAGACAAAUAUGGAUGGACGAUGUAAACUGUACUGGGGAAGAAGUAGCACUGAGCACAUGUGCAUUUCAGGGAUGGGGAACACAUGACUGUAAAUUUGCAGACCACGCUGGAGUCAUCUGCAGUCCGUUCUCUAUCACAUAUGGUGACCCUGACCCUGGCCAGGACUUACACUCGCGUAUGAAAGUGCUGUUGAGGUUUGAGGUGAAAACUGACUCCGAAUUCAACCUAAAUGAUCCUGGAACCAUGAGUAAACUCUUGGAGGAGAUGGGGAAGAAGUUACAAAUAAGCGGACCUUUCUCACUGACUUUAAAAACUCAGCCAGAUGGAAAAGUGUUCCAGAACGUCUCCCAGAAAAAGAAAGUUCCAUAACAUUCUGGAUAAUAUUUUUUAAUUAAAUUGCAAUAGUUUCAUUUCACAUGUACAAAAUGCAGGUUGCCAAUUAUUUAACUGUAUUUAACUGUUAUCUAACAAAUUAAAAAUAUAUAAUUAUUUUUGUAUGUGUUACAUGCUUUAAAAUGUUGACUUUUAUGUUACUAAUGUAGUUGACUGCCUUUCAGGCAAAUGCACCCAUCAAUAUAGUCACCAAUAUUGCAAAACAAAUUAAUAUCCCUCAAUUAUUGAAGUCAUUAAAAUGGCAAAAGAUGUCAGCCUUUGUGUAUAUGCUUUAUAAUCAUGUCCUGCAUGUUUUUGUUUUAAUAGCCACACAGUCUAAAAUAAAAGCCAGCUUUCCAUCAAUCUAAAGAUUGAGAUAAAUUUGUUAUCAUUUGGUUGUAACCAAAAACCAUCUUUUAGGCAAAUUUACAUCUGGUACAUUGCUUUUUCAGCACAACUGACAUUCUGAAAUGUUCUAGGGGGUGUUGGUUCUUGGUCUGAAGAGUCUAGGGUCAAAUCUCACUCUUGGCAAUCCCCCACCCCUUGGGCAUGCAUUGCACCACUGACACCCAUCACAGACACUCAGCUGGGAUCUAACCAGCAACCUCUGAAUCCGUGAGGCAGCACUCUUACCUGAGAGCCACAGAUCUCUUCUCAGUUCUUGUGAAGGAACUUAUAUUUCACUGUUAUCCUGAGUGUUUCCAAUAAAACCG
This is a messenger RNA of Pimephales promelas (fathead minnow), 2566 nucleotides long. The record is from RefSeq and is a predicted model, not a curated record. NCBI's taxonomy places the organism in Eukaryota, Metazoa, Chordata, Actinopteri, Cypriniformes, Leuciscidae.